AUGCUGGAAAAAAUUAAGAGAGAAAAGCCUGUAAAAGUAAGAAAACAUGUUAGUAGUGCUUGUUUGGAGUGCAGAAGACGACACUUUAAAUGUGACGGUAAACAACCAGUGUGCGAUCGAUGUCAAAAAUCAAACAAACCAUGCCAAUAUGUUGCAAGUCAUCGAGGCGGAUCCAGGAAGAAAGGUGUGUCAACAAAAAAGAAACCUGUUACCGUAAAUGAUAUAAACCAAGGUCCAGAAAUGCCCAUGUUCGUCGCAGACAUAGAAGACUUUGGUAAAUCGAAAUCAACUGAAAAUUCUGCCAAUGACGGAAACGAAAUAAAGAGUAAUGAUGAGAUGCUUGAGAAAUUAAUGACUUUGCCUUGUGCACAUGAUCAAAAUCGAUGUCAGGAUCUGAAUUGCCCAGGGAAAAGUGCUGUUAGGUAUAUGAAAUCUCGACCAGAAAAACGUGGACAAUUAAAUGAGAGUGAGACACACAUGAUGGAAACUUUAAGAAAAAGAAUAAAGUUAGAGAGUACAAUGAGCAACAUUGAUUGUCUCUUUAGUGAUAAUAAUCCACCAAUAGAUAUCAGGUCAUUCAAGGAAUUGGAAAUGACCACUGCAGUUCAUGAUCCGAGCAAUUAUGUGGAUCUUACAGUACUAGACAAAGACGUGAUACUAAAGAAUUACUACGAGACAUUUCACAAAGCCCACCCCAUUUUGCCCGCAAGGGAAGAAAUGUUGAUAUACAUGUCAAAUCUGUCUAUUGAAAAAGAACUAUUACCUAUCCUAAGUAUAGUGAGUGAUGGUGAGACGACGUCUGUUUAUGCUCGAGCUAUUGAUUUGGUCUCAGAUAGAUUGAUCCAGUGUGUCGAAGUUGUGAAAAGCUUUGGAUAUAUUGAUAUUGUUUCACUCCAGGUUUUGACACUUGUUUCCUUUGUUGCUCAUGUUUCUUCAUUACACGCAUUAAGCAAAAAUUUGAGGCAUUUCUGUAUAUAUUUACUUCAAGACCUCCAAAUCAAUUUGUUGGAUGCUCCUUCAAAGCACGGUUCUAACGACAUGACCCCGGAGUCGGAAACUAAUGCUCCCCUUAAAGUAUUCAACUCGCCUAGGUUGUCACACGUGUCAAGAGAUAGUAUUGAUCAAUGUGCUCGUAGACUAUUUUGGGAAUUAAAUUUUGUUGAUAUUAUUACCGGGUCUGCUGAUGGGAAAACAGUUUCUUCCUUUGACAAAAUUGAGAGUUUUGUUGAUUUUCCUACUGUGCCACUGCGGGAUGAAUUUGACUACAAAGGGCGCUCGGAGGCAGGUACAUUGGUUACAAACGCAGUGAAGAUGAAUAUAGAGAUUACCAAUAAGAGACCAUAUGAUAUUCUUCUAACAAGAUUGCAAGCUUCUUUAUCAAGUUGGGAAAUGAGACUAGAGGACCCGUCGUUAUUCGAAGCACCGCCAUUGAUUGACAAGAGCGGAAGAGUAAAUGAAGGAGUUCACCAAGCCAUCUUACUAUUUAACUACGCAAAGAUCUUUGUUCACAGGCCCUUUUCUUAUCUUUGGAAGAUCAAUUCACCGCAACAUCCAAAAUGCAACGGCGAGGCAGUAGACUCGACAAAUGUUCCACCGCAACUUCAAGCAAAUUCGCGAACGACUAUUGAAACUAGGAAAACUAUUGAAGGUGCAAACUCGAUUGUCCAGGUUCUUAUGGACACUGGUGCGUCCAAAGUUUUUCAAAGAACACAUUUUUUUGCUUGUGCUUUGGCAUUAUCUUCGUUGGUUCAUCUAAGUGCAUAUAUUUGGGUCGAGACGACGUUAGCAGUGGAUAAAGCUCAAGCUUUUGGGUUGAAUGAAGAAGAUUUGGAUGUUUACACUGAGUAUAUAAAACUAGCUUUGACUGCAAUUUAUCCCAUUUCCAAGCAUUGGCAAUUAUCUGGCAAGUUGGCAAAACAUAUUCGUGACUCCUUGACCACAUUACGACCGAAACUAUACUCAAAAUUAAAGGAUUUUUUGCCGCAAUUAGAAAUUGGUAUGGAAAAAAUGAAGAUUCGUGAAGGUGACUCUACUGGUGAAGAUUCAAGUAGAAGUCUGGCACUACCCAUGAAUGCAGUGAGUAGUUCUACUACAACCACAAACUACGACGGUCUACAGAGCCAAGAUAACAAUAAUUCCACCUUGCUGAAUCGUCAAAGUGCACUUGAUAUACAUGAUGGUGCAAUUCCUGGUGACAACAUCAGUGGUCUGUAUGACUUUGAAAAUUUGUCAUGGGAGCCAGUAUCACCAAUUUCGCCAUCAGGUUGUGAUUGGAUUGACAAGGGUUUGUUAGACUUUAAUUUUGAUCCUUUUCCUUCCACUUUAUAG
Molecule: messenger RNA, 2328 nt
Organism: Candida albicans SC5314
Lineage: Eukaryota; Fungi; Ascomycota; Pichiomycetes; Serinales; Debaryomycetaceae
Gene: ZCF2
Product: Zcf2p
Exons: 1
Coding region: 1-2328 (775 amino acids)
Biological process (GO): regulation of DNA-templated transcription
Molecular function (GO): zinc ion binding; DNA-binding transcription factor activity, RNA polymerase II-specific
Source: RefSeq, a predicted model, not a curated record